Molecule: messenger RNA, 882 nt
Organism: Anoplopoma fimbria (sablefish)
Lineage: Eukaryota; Metazoa; Chordata; Actinopteri; Perciformes; Anoplopomatidae
Product: THAP domain-containing protein 1
Exons: 2
Coding region: 94-882 (262 amino acids)
Source: RefSeq, a predicted model, not a curated record
CAUUUUGGGAGUCAAAAAGCACGCAGCGGGCCUCCACGCUCUGCUCGUGGCCCCUUUUGGGGUUUUUUAUGUUUUUUUUUGUGGUUUUGGACGAUGGUGCACACGUGCGUGGUGUCCGGCUGCAGGAACAGGAGAACCCCGGGCACCGCGCUGUCCUUCUACCGGUUCCCCCGGGACCCCGACAGGAAGCAGCGCUGGAUAGCAGCCGUGGACCGGGAGGGAUGGACGCCCAACGACGGCAGCCGGCUCUGCAGCACGCACUUCAUCUCAGGUAAACAGGUGAAGAACCCUCGUUCUCCAGAUUAUGUUCCCUCCGUGUUCUCCUCCGCUCCCUCGUCCCCGGAGAUGAAGGAGUCCGGUACCUUGGAGGUCCUGGACAAGCAGGAAGCUCGCGUGGAGGCCGCCAACGCCUUGCUGUUCCUGCAGGGUCAGGGCCGGUCCGCGGUGGUAGAGCGGUGCAAGCAGGAGGAGGCGGAGCCGGAGGUCGGAGCGGAGGAAAGCGGGUCUUCUUCCGUCAGCAGCGACGAAGAAAACGAGGACGAGGACGGAUCUAUGAGCGACUCCAAGAAAGGAAAGUUUGCGGAUGCGGCGGUUAACUUUGAGGACGCCCUGAGGGCCCUGAAGAAGGAGAACCAGACCCUCAGGGAGUCCGUGGACAAAAUGUCCCUCUCGGAGAACUCCCUGAGGAACGACGCUGAGAAGGUGAAGUUCUACACCGGCCUGCCCAACUUCUUCGUCCUGGAGACGGUCAUGUGGCUUCUGGCGCCGCACAUGGACGGCAUGAAAACCGCCAAGCUCUCCAAGUUCCAGCAGCUGCUUCUGACGCUGAUGCGCCUCCGCCUGGACCUGCGCAACCAGGACCUGGCCUACCGCUCGGCGUGA